Molecule: messenger RNA, 924 nt
Organism: Lachancea fermentati
Lineage: Eukaryota; Fungi; Ascomycota; Saccharomycetes; Saccharomycetales; Saccharomycetaceae
Source: the annotation of a GenBank genome assembly
AUGUAUGUAGUAGAAACAAAAACGACGAUAAAUUUAAUGAUGCCAAAACCGCGUGGCAGAAAGGGAGGAAGGAAGCCUUCACUUAGUCCUCCUAAGGAUAAAAGAACUGCCCAGCUAAGGGCUUCCCAAGUUGCAUUUCGAAAACGAAAAUUAGAAAGAUUAGCAGAAUUGGAGAGGAAAGAAUCCCAACUUACAAAAUUACAAUACGAGAAUCUCAUAUUGACGAAAGAGAAAGGAAUCCUCUUUCUCAUGCUGAAGAAUCUUUUGACCGGUCAAACCUUAGCUUCUAAUAAGAAAAACAUCUGCGAAGUGAGUUGUACAAAUCGUUCAUCCCCUGAUAUCAUUGUCGGUGAUAAUAUUCUAGUUCCUACAAUGCACUUUUCAUCUGAAACACAUAAAUGCUACGCGUUUUUUUCAGAGCUGCUUCCAGUUUGCGGUAGAAAGAAAUGCGUACUCCCGUCAUCUCUCGAUUGCAAUGCUCGACCCAUACGUCCUGGAGACUGUGCAAAUUUGUUCACUGAUCUAUUAGAAAAUUCUUUUGCGAAUAACCUCCUAAACGAGAAUCGCGGCUUUUUCGAUUUCAAUAUGGAAUACGAUGAACUCUUCUAUCCACCUAAUGAAACUCAACUCACGGAUACAACUGCUUCAGUUGGGGAAAUGCUUUCUUCACUUGAAACGGAAUUAGAGAGCAAGGUGAAUUACCGCGGAGUGGAUUUAGAUAAGUGCCACGCUACUGACAUGUUUGAAUCAGAUGUUCUCUUAAGGGCAAUUGAUAUUUGGCAUUUUAUGAGAACACAUUCAAAGGCUCACGCACUUGACUUUGAAAAGUUAGGGAAAAAACUCAAAAAGCAUGCUAUUUGCUCGGACUUUGAUAUUCUAAUUAGUCUCAAGCAAUUCAUUACGAUUUUUUCGUCGAACUUGUGA